GUCGUGCGCUACCGACUUCUCUUCCAAACUAUCAGUUUGUUUUAAUCUCACCCCUGGUUUUUGUCGAUUGCUUUCUUUAUCUCAUGUAUCCCUUACCUUUAACAUCAUAACAACAGAUAUUUUUCAGUUCAAAAAAACAAAGACAUUGCCAAAAGUAUCCGUACUUUGUUUCGGGAAUCUGAUUUCGGGAUGGGAGUCCAUGGAUUAUGGGGAAUACUCUCUUCUGUCCAAGAAUACCGUCCCCUAUCCAAAAUUGGUUGCGAUUCUGUUGCUGUUGAUUUGAGUAUAUGGAUAUGUGGGGAUAAGUCAAUAGGACCUUUACCUGCACUACAUCUAAGGAAUUUAUUUUUUCGGCUAGUUGGCCUGCUGCGUCAAAAUACUCUGCCUGUAGCAGUUUUGGAUGGUGUUGCUCCAUCACUAAAAUCCGAUGUUAUGGAACAGAGACAACAAAAAUGGCCAGGGAAGAUCACAACUCAGAAAUAUGCGAAACCAAAUCUUAGUAGAAUAUGGUUCUCAAAAGUAUCUCAGGAAUGUGUUCAACUGAUUAAUUCAUUUGGCAUUCCAUGGGUUCAGAGUCCUGGAGAAGCGGAAGCUAUGUGUGCAUUCCUUAAUUCAAAUAAACUUGUAGAUGCAUGUAUUACGAAUGAUGGUGACGCUUUUCUUUAUGGAGCUGAGACAGUUUAUCGUCAUUUCUCUAUGGAUAGUCGGGACUCUAGUGUGUGUGUUUUUCACAUGCAUCGUAUACGUGACGUGUUGAAUUUGACAAAAUGUGAUUUAGUUCUACUAGGUCUUUUAUUAGGUUGUGAUUAUUGGACGAAUGGCGUGUCUCGCUUAGGUCCAAUCGGAGCUUUACGUUUGAUUGAAUCGUUGAAAUCUGAAAAUCUGCACGUUGAUGAACACUUCCUUCUUGAAUUUUUAUCUUGGUUAACAAGUACAUGUCCACAAAACCGUCAAGAUUUCGAUCUUAAUCCUUUUGGUCUUCGUCUAUGUACGAAUGUUAUCAAAAUAUGGUUGCGUGUUGGCGUAGAAUUAAAAAACUGUCCGUUCAAAGAAGUAGGUUAUUGAAAGUA
Messenger RNA from Schistosoma turkestanicum, 1070 nucleotides. The record is from the annotation of a GenBank genome assembly. Lineage: Eukaryota; Metazoa; Platyhelminthes; Trematoda; Strigeidida; Schistosomatidae.